Molecule: messenger RNA, 1821 nt
Organism: Anthonomus grandis grandis
Lineage: Eukaryota; Metazoa; Arthropoda; Insecta; Coleoptera; Curculionidae
Exons: 9
Coding region: 366-1679 (437 amino acids)
Biological process (GO): isoprenoid biosynthetic process; cholesterol biosynthetic process
Cellular component (GO): cytoplasm
Molecular function (GO): mevalonate kinase activity; ATP binding
Source: RefSeq, a predicted model, not a curated record
AACUUCUGAAAGACGAAAAUGGCAUUUCAAAUCCGUCAUUUCAAAAAAUGUUUGCAAGUUUCUCCUCUAAUUACAAAAGUAGGACGAUAUCUUAAUGGUAAAACUAUGCCCAUUACUGAAGAACACAUCAGAAAUAAACUACAGAAGGAGUUAGAGGCCAGUCAUGUGGAAGUCAUUGAUCACUCAGAUGGUUGUGGCGAGAAAUUCUCUUGCUUGGUAGUUUCCGAUAAGUUUAACGGAAAACCUCUCUUGCAGAGACAUAGGUUGGUUAAUAAUAUUUUAAAAGAGGAACUUCAGAAUAUACACGCGUUUUCACAGCAAACGUUAACGCCGGAUCAGUGGGCUGAGAAAAAGUAGUUUUUACCAUGAUCGGUUUAUGUAAAAAUUUUGGUGAGGAGAUAGUUACAACAAAAGAAAACGGGAUAAAUUUUACGGUAUCAGCGCCAGGCAAGGUAAUAUUACAUGGAGAACACUCAGUAGUCUACGGCAGGUUGGCCAUUGCUGCCAGUUUGGGAUUAAGAACUACAGUACAGUUAGAAGAAAUUGAAAGGCCUAAUAGUUUUAUUUUAAAGAUUUUAUCAUUAGGCUUUGAGCAGGAAUUUGAUUUAAGUAAAAUCCAAGAAAAUCUUCUAGAUAAACAUCCAUCUCUUUCCUCAAAUAUCUCGGAAUUCAACUUGACCACUCCAAAAUUAAUUGACCACGAAACGUACCUAAGACAAGUAGAAACUGAAUUAAACAAAAUAUGUAAUAGUGUUAAUGUCACUAACGUCAAAGCAGCUGAAGCGGUAAAAUGUAUUAUUUUAUUAUUAUCGGGCAUUUUAUGCUCGGCGAAUAUCAAACUGCAACCUGUCAGUAUUAAGUUGGAUUCUCAUUUAGAUGUUGGUGCUGGCAUGGGUAGCUCUGCUAGUUUCGCUGUAGCAUUUUCAGCUGUCUUUAUGCAUUACUUAAAAAUAAAAACUCUUAAAAUGGCUAAUAUAUCAAAAGAGGGCUUUAGGCCUUUUAAAUGGAAUGAACUUGAGGUUGGAAAAGAACCGAAUUUUAGUGAAAAGGAACUGGCUCUUAUAUCUGAUUGGGCAUUUUGUGGUGAGCAGAUCUUUCAUGGCACACCUUCGGGAUUGGACAACACUAUUUGCACAUAUGGAAACCUAGUUGAAUUUAGAAAACAUCAUCCAACAGUUUAUAUAAAACUAACUGCACGCUUCAGGGUAUUACUUAUAAACUCUAUGAAACCCAGACAAACCCAUAAGAUGGUAAUGAAAGUCAAAGGACUCAAAAGUACUUUCCCUCAGCUGGUUGAACAUAUUUUGGACGCAAUGGAAGUCUUGACUCUUGAAGCAGUUGAUAUUAUGAGAAAAAUUGAUAGUAGCCCAGAUGUAGAUUCGAACAAUUUCCUCGAUGUUAAGAAGAAUUAUGAUAAUUGGGAGACCAUAAUAUCAAUUAAUCACAGUUUAUUGUGUUCUUUAGGAGUAACUGAUUCUAAAAUUGAAGAAGUUUUGACUAUCUUAGGAACAUUUGGGUUAACGGGCAAACUUACUGGAGCAGGAGGAGGUGGAUAUGUCUUGUGCGUGUUACCACCUGCGUUUGACCCCACAGGCGUCAUAAAAAAAUUGAAGGAGGAUAAUUUUGUGGUUCAUGAUACUUAUUUGGGCGGGGAAGGAGUUAAAGUAGAUAAAGAGUGAGCUCUCUAUAAUGUUACUUUUUGCUAACAUUUUAUGAUAGUUUUGUAUUUUUUUUACCGUUUCUUGGUUUGUUUUAUAGAAUAAUUGAAGUAAUAAUGUCCUCAUCAUUAUUUUUUAGAAAAUAAAUCUGAUCAUUAAUUAA